CUUAUAAAUAUCGAGAGAGGCUACACGAUGUCUGCUGAUUUCUGACAAGGAAAGACUUCCAAUCUCUUCUUUAGCCAUCGCUUGGUACUUCUCUCCCAGCAUCAAAUGGAGACGAAAGGCAAUUCACUACAGCAGCUGGACUUGAACAAUUCCAGUAAGCAUGCAUUAUCACCUGCAACAAAUUUAGAGACAGCUCUGAAGGACUGCUCUGCUGCCCUUGACCUUUUCCUGAACAACAGGUUUGCAGAUGCAUUGGCUCUUUUAAAACCCUGGAAGGAUCAGAGUAUGUACCAUGCAAUGGGCUACAGCAGCAUCUUGGUGAUGCAGGCAGGAAUGACCUUUGAUCCGAAGGACAUGGAUGCUGCCAUGACAUCGCUGGGAGAAUCCCUGCAGACCUGCCAGGGACUACGGAAGAAAACUGGACUAAUGGAGAGCUUGGCCAACCUGUGGUACAGACAACCAGUUGAAAAUCUGACAGAAGAAGAGAUGCACGCAGAGCUGUGCUAUGCUGAGGUUUUGCUGCAAAAGGCUGCUCUCACAUUCCUGGAUGAAAGUAUAAUUGGCUUCAUCAAAGGAGGGAUGAGAAUCCGAAACAGUUACCAGAUUUUCAAGAACUGUCAGUUGAUGGCAAUUAACACGAAAGACGAGGACAAUCAGAAGAGCACACACAUUCAUUUCAGGGGCGGGGUCAGCAUGGGCAUCGGUUCUUUUAAUCUGAUGCUGUCUCUGCUUCCAGCCAGAGUCCUCAGACUGAUGGAGUUUCUGGGCUUCUCUGGAGACAGGGAGGUUGGUUUGUCAGAGCUGAGGGAGGGAGCCGCUAGCAGCAGCCUGCGCUCCAUCCUCAGCACCCUGACUCUGCUGAUGUAUCAGCUCUACAUCACAGUGAUACUUGGUACUGGAGAUGGAAACCUCACUGAGGCUGAAUCUCUGCUGGAACCCUACAAGCAAAAGUUCCCUAAUGGAGCCCUCAUUCUUUUCUACACCGCAAGAAUUGCUGUGCUCAAAGGAAACUUCACCUUUGCCCAGGAGAAGUUCCUGGCGUGCAUCGCCUCGCAGGAAGAGUGGCGUCAGAUUCACCACCUGUGUUACUGGGAGCUGAUGUGGGCCUACUCCUUCGAACAGAAUUGGAGAGAAGCUUAUCGAUAUGCCGACCUGCUCUGCAAGGAGAGCAAGUGGUCCCAGGCCAUCUAUGUGUAUCAGAAAGCUGCCAUCUUGAGCAUGCUCCCAGAGGAAGAAGUGACUAAACUGAGAGAGAAUGUGGUGGAAUUAUUCAGGGAGGUGGAUAGUCUCAGACUGAGAAUUGCUGGGAAGUCGAUUCCAACAGAGAAGUUUGCAGCAAAGAAGGCUCAGAGAUACGCUUCCUCUAACCCUGUCAAGAUAGUCGUACCGGCGCUGGAAAUGAUGUACGUGUGGAAUGGCUUCACAGUGGUAGGCAAAAGACCGAGGCUUACUGAAGGCAUCUUGGCAACUUUGGAGAAAGCAGAGGAGCAGCUCCAAAAUGAUCCAAACCCAUCAGAGUAUCACCUGGAUGACCAGUGCGUUGUCCAGCUGUUGAAGGGUCUGUGUCUAAGAGAGCUGGGGCGUCUGGUUCAGGCUGAGAUCUGCUUCAAUCACGUCAUUUCCAGUGAAAGUAAAAUAAAGCACGACAACUAUCUGGUGCCGUUCACCAUGUAUGAGCUGGGCCUUUUGUACAAGCAGAAAGGUGACAUCAGCAAGGCCAUCACCGUGAUUGAAAAUGCCAAGACGAACUACAAAGACUACAACAUGGAGUCCAGGCUGCACUUCCGCAUCCAUGCAGCGCUCAACACCAUGGGCACCUUUGCAGCCAAACUUCCUCCUUCACGUACGUCAGCUUAAAAGGUCGGAAACUUGACAGAAAAGAGGGUAGAACCCAACACGAGGUCACGCGACUGUAUUACUGUAGUAGCUUCAGCUGGCUGCAAUGAAUUACUGUAACAUGACUUUGCUAUUUCCAUUGAAUGAUUGUAGAGCUGGUUAGAACCAGAGAGAUGUAAAUCUCAAGCGAGAAUGUUGUGGAUGAAGAGUUAAGCAGGACUUACAUUAAAUACAUUAAUCAAGUAGAAAGAAUGUUAUGGAAUUGAUUUUACUCAACACAUUAUUUCCUUUGAAAUCUGUAAAAUGACAAGUUUGUGACAGUUACUUGCUGUUAUCGACGAGAUUAAAUAUUUUAAUAUAAUAAAAAUGUUGAUGUUUGUAUAAACUUUCUCUUAGUGGAGUUCAGUCCACAGCUAACAGUGUUCUUGUAAAUAACUUUUUCUGUGUGGCAUCAGUAAAAACAAUACAACUCA
Molecule: messenger RNA, 2309 nt
Organism: Stegastes partitus (bicolor damselfish)
Lineage: Eukaryota; Metazoa; Chordata; Actinopteri; Pomacentridae
Product: tetratricopeptide repeat protein 39B-like
Exons: 18
Coding region: 106-1857 (583 amino acids)
Molecular function (GO): protein binding
Source: RefSeq, a predicted model, not a curated record